Molecule: messenger RNA, 1281 nt
Organism: Chaetomium fimeti
Lineage: Eukaryota; Fungi; Ascomycota; Sordariomycetes; Sordariales; Chaetomiaceae
Product: Stc1 domain-containing protein
Exons: 5
Coding region: 103-1065 (320 amino acids)
Source: RefSeq, a predicted model, not a curated record
UCUGCCAUAUUAACUCCCGCAAAAUAGGAUUUUGAGUCGGUAGAGCAGCCUGAGAUAAUUGAUCAUAUCUGCCCAUGAAUUCACGCAAUUUAAACCUCCAUCAUGGCAUCCGAACGGCUGCGCUGCCAGCAGGGCGAGUGGAAGACUCGCGAGCACUUCUCCAACCGACAGCUUAACAAGUACGACCGAGAAGCCCGCUACGCACAUGCGACUCCGUCCAAGACCGGAAUCCGCUGCAUCGAGCACUCGAACAAGCCCGCCCAUGAGAUGCAGUGUAAAGGCCCUUGCCAUCACGUCAGGGACAAGAAGUUUUUCAGCAAGAACACGAUUCGCAGUGGAACUCAAUGGUGCGUCGACUGCACGGAUUGGAAGCUCAGAACGGAGAACGGAGAGGCGCUGCCGGCUCCGGGCGCCCAGCUAUCGGCUGAGGAAGUCGGCCCUCCAUCGAGAGACCGCGCGGCCGUUGAGAGCUAUGACGUGGACCUCAACGAAGUUGAGUCCUCUAUCGGGACCGAGGACGAUCGCUCAGAGCGCAUGUCGACGCUUGGGGGCACCGAGAGCAUUUCCGAGACGGAAUCAGUUCAAUACGGCAACUGGUCGGACAACUUGAACCCCAUGCAUCUCGGACAGGUGCAAACGAGAGCGCCGCACUGGCUCAUCCCCGAUAUGGGCGGACGACCGACCUGGUCUCGGCAGUUGGCGACCGGUACAUCCGACAGCAUUUCGGUUGCCAGCAGCAGCGACAUGACCGCAACUGAACGCCCGGCCGGUAGGGAGCCCGUCCCCUUCAACGCUUGGGGGCCCAACGGGGAAUAUGCUCGUAUGGUCAAGACCCCAACAGUCGCGUCAGGCAGCGCCCGCACGGGGACAACUACCCCCCGCCAGCCUGUGGAGCAGAACAAAAGUGGUUGGGCCAAGGUGCCGUCCCGUAAGCACGCGCCCCAGCUCCCGGACUAUCUGAAGGCCGAGAGGGUCGAUGGGGGCAGCGACAACUCAGAUCACUACUCGGAUGGCGACUCGGACGGCCUCGACAUGGGGUCUGAUUCCGAUAUUUACGCCAACUGAGGAUCUCCGAGGCAGUGGCUCCUCGUCUCUUAGCUUUGUUUCUCUUUUUUCUUCUCACCUCGUGCACGGAGUUGCUUGGAAGGCGGCGUCAUGGCCCUCCACAUUACACAUCAGCAAGGCCCUCCCUCAUCAGAGGGAGAACGCCAACUGAUGCUUGGAAGGCAGAUGGUUCAUAUAAAAAGGAAUUGUACGAUGGAAUGGCAGUCGGAGAUACAU